Gadus macrocephalus (Pacific cod) is the source of this 2666-nucleotide messenger RNA. It is a transcript of the gene tsr1, whose product is annotated as TSR1 ribosome maturation factor. Lineage: Eukaryota; Metazoa; Chordata; Actinopteri; Gadiformes; Gadidae. Gene Ontology annotation, cellular component: nucleus; preribosome, small subunit precursor. The transcript is spliced from 15 exons. Gene Ontology annotation, biological process: endonucleolytic cleavage of tricistronic rRNA transcript (SSU-rRNA, 5.8S rRNA, LSU-rRNA); ribosome biogenesis; maturation of SSU-rRNA from tricistronic rRNA transcript (SSU-rRNA, 5.8S rRNA, LSU-rRNA). Bases 42 to 2546 code for a protein of 834 amino acids. The record is from RefSeq and is a predicted model, not a curated record. Gene Ontology annotation, molecular function: GTPase activity; U3 snoRNA binding; GTP binding.
CAACGCGGAAGUAGGGCUGGAGAAAAUAGACUUCUUCUCACAUGGUGAAAAUGGCUGCGGGUGAGGAAAACCAGCAAGGCCACAGAGCUGGUGUUUACAAACAGAAAAACAAAGGGCACAAACAUGGCAAGCAUCGGACGAAGGGCGAGAUUGAAAAGGAUAAUAAAGGCCGAGUAUCAGUGACGGCGCUCACCAAGAAGCAGCGGCGAGAGCAGAAGAGGAUGGACCGGAGACAUCAAGCCAACCAGCACCGCAAGAACAAGAAAGACAUGGUCCUCACCGAGAAGCGGCGUUUAGGCAGCAAGGACGGCCCCCCGCAUCUGGUCGUCGUGGUGACGCUCCACGCUGGGGUGGACGCGGCGGCCGUGGCCAAGCUGCUCUGUAGCGAGGGAGCGGGCGGCCUGGUGAGGCAGGAGCGGUGCGUCAGCGGCGUGGCGGAGAGCUUUGGUCUGAUCCUGCCGCGCUUCAAACAGAGGUUCACCCUGGUGCGCCCCGACACAGCUGACCUGUACGCGCUCCUGGACUUGGCAAAGAUGGCGGACAGCCUGGUGUUUGUGCUGGAUCCUACCGAGGGCUGGGACAGCUAUGGAGAUUACUGCCUGUCCUGUCUCUUCGCUCAGGGUCUGCCCAGCCACGUUCUGGUGGGCCAAGGGGCCCCCGAGCUGUCCGGUAAGAGGCGAGUGGAGUCCAAGCGGGCGCUGGCAAAGAUCCUGGAGUACCGCUUCCCCGACUCCCGCCUCUUCCCGCUGGACACGGAGCAGGACGCUCUGCUGAUCCUCCGGCACCUGAGCGCCCAGAGGCAGAGGAAGCUGGGCUUCCGCUCCCGCCGGCCCCACCUGGUGGCCCAGAGCGUCUCCUACACCCCCAACACCUCCGCCCCGGGCGGGGCCCCGGCCACGGGCCUGGGGACCCUGCACGUGUCGGGGUACGUGCGCGGCUGCCCGCUGCAGGUGGACAGGCUGGUGCACCUCACGGGCUACGGGGACUUCCAGCUCAGUCAGGUGGACGCGCCCGCGGACCCACUGCCGCUCAUCUUCCCCACGACCAGAACGGCCAAACCCGGGAAGGAAGGGGAGGUGGACAUGCAGGACACGGACGCGGCCCCAGUGCGGGUCCUCAUGAAGGCGGACCCCGCCCGCAGGGAGAGCCUGCAGGCCGAGGCCGAGGUGGACCCCAUGGACGGGGAGCAGACCUGGCCCACUGACACAGAGCUGGUCGAGGCCGAAGAGGCCAGGAAGGUCAAGAAACUGAUGAAAGUUCCCAAGGGGACAUCGGACUACCAGGCCAGCUGGAUCGGCGAGGAGCUUGAUGGGGAUGCAGAGAGCUGUGACGACGACGAAGACGACGAGGAUGAUGACGACGAUGGUAUGAUGGACGAAGACAUGGAAGGAGACGAUGAGGACAUCGACUCCCAGUGCGCAGACUCCCAGACCGCAGGCUCGCUGUGCGGCUCCGACGAAGAACAGGAGGAGCUGAGCCCGACGGAGCCCACUGGGGCCGACCAGCGCUACGACGACCACAUCGACGAGGAGGAGGAGGGGGAGGGGCUGAAGCGGUACCGCGAGGCGCGUGCCCACGAGCUGUUCCCCGACGAGGUGGACACGCCCCUCAACAUGCCCGCUAAGAACAGGUUCCAGCGGUACCGGGGUCUGAAGAGCUUCCGGUCCACGCCGUGGGACCCCAUGGAGAACCUGCCCCCGGACUACUCGCGGAUCUUCCAGUUCAAGAGCUUUGACCGCACCCGCCGCCGCAUCCUGGCAGAGGCCGCGAAGGAGGAGGAGGGAGCCAUGGUGGGCUGGUACGUGACCCUUCACAUCAUCGAUGUCCCCCCCUCGGUCAUGGAGGGGGUUGCGGCAGGACGUCCCCUCGUGGUGGUGUCCCUCAUGCCCCAUGAGCAGAAGAUGUCGGUGAUGCACCUGCUGGUGAGGAGACAGCCCAACAACAAGGACACCAUCAAGGCCAAGGAGGAGCUGGUGUUCCAGUGUGGCUUCAGGCGCUUCAGGGCCUCGCCAAUCUUCUCGCAGCACACCACGGCGGACAAGCAUAAGAUGGAGCGCUUCCUCCGCCAGGACGCCCCCACCGUGGUCACCGUAUACGCCCCCAUCACCUUCCCCCCUGCCGGGACGCUGGUCUUCAAACAGAGAGACGACGGCAUGCAGGACCUGGUGGCUACAGGCAGCCUGCUGAGCUGUGACCCCCAGCGGGUGGUGCUGAAGAGGCUGGUCCUGAGCGGACACCCCUUCAAGAUCAACAAGCACUCGGCGGUGGUCCGCUACAUGUUCUUCAACAGAGAGGACAUCCUGUGGUUCAAGCCUGUGGAGCUAAGGACCAAGUGGGGCCGGCGCGGCCACAUCAAGAUGGCCCUAGGAACCCACGGCCACAUGAAGUGCCAGUUUGACAACCAACUGCGCUCCCAAGACACGGUGAUGAUGAAUCUGUUCAAGAGGGCGUACCCACGCUGGACGUACGACCCCUACGCGCCCAUACCCUUACCCUGGGUGAAGAGUGAGCUCUCUGAGGAGAUAGAGGACGCUGACAUGGACUAGCAGCCUGUUGUUCUUGUUAUAAUUACUGUGUGUGUGUGUAGCGACUUUCAAUGGACUAAUCAGGCACGGGUUUCUAAGAAACAGUGGCACAAAUGAAAUAAAUAAUUUCUCACUCUGCUA